This is a messenger RNA of Helobdella robusta, 405 nucleotides long. RefSeq lists its product as hypothetical. The annotation marks the transcript as partial. Gene Ontology annotation, cellular component: Golgi apparatus. The transcript has 3 exons. The record is from RefSeq and is a predicted model, not a curated record. Lineage: Eukaryota; Metazoa; Annelida; Clitellata; Rhynchobdellida; Glossiphoniidae.
GGAGAAAUGGGAGAGCCUGUUAAAUUCCAGCCUGGAAGGGAAAAGGAAAUAGAAAGGCUUUUUAAAAUAAACCAGUUCAACUUGCUUGCCAGUGACCUUAUAUCUGUCAACAGAACAUUACCUGAUUAUCGAAUGUCAAGAUGCCCGAAACAUCUAUCCCAGUCAUAUAAACUUCCUUCAACCAGUAUUGUUAUAGUUUUUCACAAUGAAGCUUGGUCAACACUUAUAAGAACCAUAUGGAGUAUUAUUAACAGGACACCAAGCAGUUUAUUGAAAGAAAUUAUAUUGGUGGAUGACGCCAGCGAAAAAGAUUUUCUAGGUGUACGUCUUGAUGAUUACAUAAAAUCAAUCAAUGCAAAUAUUCAGUUAGUUAGAAUGCAUGAAAGAAGUGGUCUGGUUAAGGCU